AUGGGUUUCGAUUUCUUGGACUCGGGGCUUUCCGGAUUUGCAUUUGAGCUGGCGACAAUGCUGAGAACUGCGGCAGUUAGGAUUAGGGUUCCGGUGAGCAAGCCCAAGACUAUGCCGACAUUUUUCCGACGCUUUUUCUGGGCGGCAGGUGAGGCGUCGUUCAGCCCUUGCUGCGACUGGACGUUCUCCAGAAGCGGCGCCGGGGACGAUGGCGCGGCGGCAUCGCCGCCGGAUGAGACCUCGCCGCACAGUCUCGGAUUGUGUGAAAAUGACGAAAUCGGUUGGGGUGGGGGGCACGGGUCCGGAGAGACUAUUGCUCGAGACGUUGAAAACCUCCAGCGAAGUCUGGUUCAACGGCGGGAUGGGACCGGAGAACCGGUUCGAAUCGAGGCGGAGGUAGCCCAGCCGGUCCAGGGCCGCCAGAUUCUCCGGGAGCGUGCCGGUGAAGUUGUUGUGGGACAAAUCGAGAAGGAUGAGGCGGUGGAGGGACACAACGGAGAGGGGGAACGCUCCGGAAAAGAAGUUGUAAUCGAGCGACAGCGUUUUGAGGUUGACGAGAGCGGAGAGGUCGGGGAGGGGCCCGAAGAGCGAGUUGUUCCGGACGGUGAGUACACGGAGCUGGUCGAGGCGGCCGAGGGAGGCGGCGGCGACGGUGCCGCGGAGGCCGGCGCCGGGAACUUCGUAGCGCACAACGCGGCCUUGGACGCAUUUCACGCCGAGCCACUGGCAGUAAUCGAAGCGCUCGUUGGUGGCGUAGUGGAGACGGUUGUCGAGGUCGGCCUCGGACUUGAACGCCAGGAGGGAGACGGCGUCGGGAGGGAGAGAGGUGAGGGAUUCUGA
Messenger RNA from Striga asiatica, 840 nucleotides. Lineage: Eukaryota; Viridiplantae; Streptophyta; Magnoliopsida; Lamiales; Orobanchaceae. The record is from the annotation of a GenBank genome assembly.